UUUGUUCCAAAGAGACCGUGAAAGAGGGUUCAGCAUCUGCAAAGGGUUAAAAAAAAAGUGUGCUUAAAAAGGAAAGAAGAGGAGCAUGGAUCCUCUGUCAUCCUGUCCGGAGAACCAUGAUGGAAUCCAUGUCCCAGCAGUGAGAGAUGGAAGAGAUGACGCUCGCCGAUUAUGGCUGUUGUGGCGAGUGGCCAUUUUGUUGUUAAGUUUGGUUCUGGCAGAAGGCCUACUGCUGGCCUUGGUUUUCUCAUCGGUGCUUCCUCUGGCUGCCCCGGGGCUGGAGCAGACUGCGGGGGAAGCUGAGGAGGCAACGGGGCCGAUGUCACAGUGCCAAGCAGACCUACACUCCAUGUCUCUCCUGCUCCUCACGAUCAGCCGAGACCACAGAUGUCAUCUGUGCCCAGAGGGGUGGCGGUGGUCCUGGGGCAGCUGUUACUUUUUCUCUGUGGGACUGGAGGAUGACCGCAACUGGAAUGAGAGCAUGGAGUUCUGUGAGAAGCACAAUGCCAGCCUAGCUGCCAUCGAGGACCACAGAGAAAUGAAAUUCAUCCAGGUAGAAAUGAGGACAGACCAACAGAUGGAGUUCCUUUGGGUGGGGUUGACAGACCACGAGGUGGAAGGACAUUGGGUGUGGCAAAAUGGAAAACCCCAUCAGGACAAAUCCUUAUCGGAGGUGCAGUGGAACUCUGAACAUAGAGACUGUGCAGAUGUCAGGGGAGAUGGGAGUCUGUUUGCAGCCGGCUGUGAUGCAUAUGGAGCCUGGGUGUGUGAGAAGCCUGCAGAAUGGGGCCCCUCAGGGCCUCUCUUUUCCUCUUCUGGGUCCUGUGUUGCCUGAGGAGGCUCAGGAUGGCUCUAAGGCUCUUUUAGGCUGAUGGUUCUGUUUGCCCUGUACUGAAAAGUGAAGACCAUUAUGAAGCUGAAUUGAAUUAGCACUUCAAAACAAAUUAAUUUACAUUGGACUUAUUGAACUGAGGCCAGAAGAGAGCAUUGUCAAAUUGAUGCAGUGAUGCACGUUUCCAUUAGGAAAGUCACACGUACUUGGGAAUGGACGUUCCUUUAAAUUUAUGACAAGUUUAACUGUUGCAGCCCUAUAGAGGAUAGAGGCCCUAUAUGGAACUAGGCUAGUGGUGAUUAGCAGCAAGGCUUUCAUGCUGAAUAGUUUUGAGCUAUGGAAUGCAACUACAGGCUGCAAUAAAAUAAUAUGUGAAUACUGAUAAAGCUAAAAUGGGGCAACUGAAGCUGAAAUCAGUUACAAGAAGAGAUGGUGGAGGAAAGUCCCCAGAAGCCUCAAGGUGUGACUUGAGUUUCUACAGUUCAUUCCAUACAGGACACGCCUCAUUUCAGAUCACACAUUUUGUGCACAACAUUAGAUUGUGAAGAGUAAGUGUUCUAAAUUUGUCGAAUGCGCUGCAAAGUGUGAAUGUGUAGAAUAAUAAUGGGGGAAAUGAAGUAGCAGAACUGAAAAAUAUUUUAAGUAUUUCAAGCUUUCAAAUAGUCUCUGCCCUCAGUGUAUGCAAUAAAAGUGGUAUUAAAAUCCAAA
Molecule: messenger RNA, 1540 nt
Organism: Conger conger (European conger)
Lineage: Eukaryota; Metazoa; Chordata; Actinopteri; Anguilliformes; Congridae
Product: CD209 antigen-like protein E
Exons: 6
Coding region: 86-835 (249 amino acids)
Source: RefSeq, a predicted model, not a curated record